This is a messenger RNA of Gadus morhua (Atlantic cod), 397 nucleotides long. RefSeq names its product anosmin 1 (gene anos1). The transcript is spliced from 3 exons. Lineage: Eukaryota; Metazoa; Chordata; Actinopteri; Gadiformes; Gadidae. The record is from RefSeq and is a predicted model, not a curated record. The coding region runs from base 44 to 397 and encodes 117 amino acids.
UUGCUUAGUUUCUCCAGCGGCUCCUCACUCCCAGUGUAGUGCGAUGUGUGGAGGGGUUACCAUGUUCUCCACGAGGAGCCUGUGCGUGUGGAUUAUGCUGGUGAUGGCCGCUCCAGGAGGGGGGUCCGCCCGGAAGCAGGACGACUCGUUCUUCACGGCCAGUGUGUACCGGGCCAGAUGCGCCUCGCGCUGCCUCAGCCUCCACAUCACGCGCAUCUCCGCGUUCUUCCGCCACUCUCAGAAUAACGGCUCGUUGGUUUGGUGCCAGAAUCACAAGCAGUGCUCCAAGGUAAUUCCCUUUUUAUUGAUUCUUGAAGAUCAGGGGGGGCCAACUAACCGAACACACCGCUUUCAGGUCGCACAGACAGCAACAACACUUCUCCAACAGCUGGCGUGA